Messenger RNA from Pecten maximus, 7564 nucleotides. RefSeq names its product RING finger protein 215-like. Bases 25 to 1191 code for a protein of 388 amino acids. The transcript is spliced from 10 exons. Gene Ontology annotation, biological process: ubiquitin-dependent protein catabolic process. NCBI's taxonomy places the organism in Eukaryota, Metazoa, Mollusca, Bivalvia, Pectinida, Pectinidae. The record is from RefSeq and is a predicted model, not a curated record. Gene Ontology annotation, molecular function: ubiquitin protein ligase activity.
GUGGAACUCUCUAAUGGUGGAGGUAUGGUUGUGAUACAAACCAAAACAAAAAAUAUGGCCGCUGUGGCCUGGGUCAUUCUCCAGCUGUUCCUGUUUUUUGUGAAACACAGCAAACGACACCCUUUAUGGGCGCUCAUAAAUAUAUGCAUGGUGCUGCUGGCUCCAGCCAUUGCUGCUUCUGACAGUUCGGCUUCAAUAGAAGUGAGACUUUGUGAUAAACUAAGUCACCAACCUAAGCUGUCAAAAUCUGACAGCUCAUCGUCAUCAGCUGUGUCUAUUGACUCGUCUGAUGUUAUUGCUGAAAACAUUCAGGGUAAAUUUGCAACUGUCGGACAGAAGAAACAGGCUGAUGGAAGGCUACAUAUGCUAUCAUCAGAUUGUGGUGAGGAUGACGAGAAAGAGUAUGCUCGUCUCCCUGGGGAUUGGAUUGCAGUUUUCCACUACUCUGAGAGAAGUGUUACCUCUGACAAUGCAACAAGGGGCUGUCCCUCUGUCAUAGACAGGAUGCAGAAGGCUUUGAUGUUUGGAGCUUCAGCAAUAAUAAUCUUGACUUUGAACCCCAAAAUUAUUAAAGAGCUUGAGGUGAAGCAGUUACUGGCCUACCCUGUGGUGGUAGUGGAGUCCCUGGAAAACAUCACUAACUUUGUGGCUGUGUUAAGGAGCAAGGUGAAGACCCGGGCCAAGGUGACCAUUCACAAAGUACUGGCUUAUUGGCAGAAAUUCCCCACAUUGACUCUCUGGGCCACAUGCGGCCGGCCAAAUGGACGCAGCUUUCAUGAGUGGGAUGGAGUUAUCUGCCUUGGUACUAAAGAAGAAGCUGGAGACCAAGGCAAGGCGGAUCCAGCGCAGUUCUGGAACUUUUUCUACACAGCGGCUUUUUUGCUUUUGUUAUUACUUGUGAUGAAAGCACGAAUGAGAGAUGGACACCUCAAUGGGACUGACGAUGUGGAGAUUGCCUUAAGAAAGCUUGCCCACCAAGCCCUGUCUAGGAUGAUGACAAGGAAAUGGCCGCGGAGUCAGGACCAGGAAAUAUGUGCCAUCUGUUUGGACUACUUCACACCAAAGCAGAAAUUACGAGUUCUUCCUUGUGGUCAUGAGUUCCACACAAAAUGUGUUGACCCAUGGCUUGUCAAAAACCGCACCUGUCCACUCUGUAAACUCAAUAUUGUAGAGAAGAUGGCUGUCAAGUGAAGAAAAGUGCUAUUAGGAGCUCAAACAAUCAACCAUUUUACUGGACCAGCGAAUGUUAGAAGUGAAACGUGGAUAUUUUGUUUCAGGAAUUUAUGAUAAAUCUACCACUGUAGAUCCCCACCGUGUUGUAGUGAGCUUCCAGCUGAAUAAACUCUUCCUUAACACACACCUGAUUCUCCAUCAGACCAGGGUGACCCUGUAUCUAAUCAGCCUUGAACAGUUAAUAUUAAUCAUUGUUGCAAUGCACAUACAUGUAUAUGGAAUUUCUGAUUGUGAUGUACAGAAAGAACAUUUAGUGUGCAACACAACUACAUAGUCCAGAGAGAGACCAGUAUCGCUGGGGUCAGUUUAAUUGUUACAUGCAUUCUGUGAUGUGUGCUGCCUGAUUUCUUGAACCGGUGAUCCGCCAUUCCACUUUUACCUAUAUUCCAAAAAUCUUUCUUAAAUUCCAAGUAUCGAUGAAUCAUUGAAUGUAUCUAAUCUUAAAAGUUUCAGGAUUAAUUGCAAUCAUGCCAUCUUUCAUUUCACACUACUAUACCACCAUUUUAGGAACGUUUAUUUUCUUCUUAGCAUGGUAAAUAAUGUAAAAAAUAUUUACAAGAUUUUCUGACGUCUCCAUAAAGGUAUGAAUGGAAUUUGGUUUUCAAAUACAUGCAGGUGACCGAAGUGAAUCUCAUUUUAGGCGCUACACUUGUAUCGACAUGCAACUGUUUCUUAUGGCGAGGUUAAUUUCUGUUGUUCGUUUCAUAUUUUAUGAAAUGGGUAUCUUAUUGGAAUUUGUGUUUUUGUUGUUCCAGUUGAAGCUACCAACCUUUCAGGGAAAGUUUAUGAUUCUUGAAUAUAUUUCAUUUCAUAAAUGUAUGAUCACCUUUACAAGUGUUACAAACUUAAGUAUAGGCACUGAAAUAGUACAAUGGGCAAUUUGUGAAAUGGAUUUAAAGUUGGAUUGUUUUCCUCUGUAGAAUAUUGAGGUCUUUCUAAAAACGUUUUACUUUACUAUUUGUUAAUUAAUUCUGUUAUUGAGUAAAAGCAAACGUUUAGAAAGACUUAUUACACUGCGUUUAAUUCAGCUGGAAUGAUGUAAAAUUCUAAUUCAAACCCAAAUUAUGAAAUAAAAUAUAUGUAUUUAAUGUAACACUCUCGUGCACAAGAUUUUGUAGAGAGUUUUUGCUAAUUUGAUUUUGCCAAAUGUGUAAAAAGCAAUUUUCCUUUAGAAAACUGGAAUUUUAAAGAAUUCAAAUUUUCUUAACGAGAACAGUUCUAUCAAAAGUUAUUUAUAAAUUUUACUGAAAAGUACAUAGAUUUAAUGCAUUUUCUGAAUUUAUUUAAGCAUUGAAAUGCUCUUAGUUGGAAGUUAUGGGCUGAUGAAUGCCAACUGGACAAAGGCAAAUUUAAUGAAGCGCACUAUUUGCCAAAAUAUAAAGGGAUUUUUUCAGUACAAAUCUAGUCUGUGAAGUACAAUUUGCUGUUUACCAUUUAUAGUAUAAUUCAUACAUAUAUAAACAUUGUAUGUGUAUAAGAUGUGCUGUAUUUUCCUACAGAUUAAUAUAGUACAUGUAAUUAUUUUAAAAACAUCCCAAACUGAAUAUUAUUUACAAUGACCCCGUUCGGUUAUCCAGAUCAUCAGUUGUCUCAGUGAGACGUUCCUGAUUGCGUAUACCUAGACGAUAUUAUCCAGUAAAGUACAAAUAUAUGAAAAAUCAUAUUUCUGUACCUAAAUUCAGCGACUUAUAUAUAUUCAGACAACGGAUUUUGUAAGAUUAUCUACAGACAUAGGAAUACUACAGAGAAGACACUAAUUACAUUAUAAAAACAUAAGCGAAUACCAGGUUUGGGUAUGAAUUUAAUGAUACUUGUGAAAUACACUACAUGUAUAUCUAUAGGCCAAAAGUGUUGCAAUAAAAAACGGGAGGCGAAGUAAAGAAUUUUUAAACGGCUUCGGCAAAUCUCAGAAUGCUUCUUUGAUCAAUUUUUAUUUUGAAAUCUGAUAAAAAACAUAAAUUAUUAUAUUUUAUAUUUUGUUAAAGUAUAACUUAUAUUUUAUAUUUUGUUUAAGUAUAACUUACUGACAUAUGUACCCCGGUUUGUUGUUAUUUAUUCAUAAAGAUUCGGUGUUGUCUGGACCCCAGCGAACAACACUUAUAUAGUUAUAUACUAUAAGCAUACCCAAUUUGGCGCACUCACAUUAUAGCACAAACCAAAUUAAAACAGAUUUGUGUCAUGAUGAGUUGGUGCUACCGCAAUGCUUUUCACACAAAACAAUGUACAGAAACUGUAAUCGUAAGUUCGGGGGACGUUUCAAGUAUCAUAAGAUUAUUGCUAAAUUGUAUAUGUUUACAGUAUCGUAAUGUUAUUAUUAAGAUAAUAUUUUCACUUUGUUGAUAAAACAUAUACUUUGGGUUGUUUUAAGUUAUUCACUUUUUAAUGGGGCGAAGUUUUUUGUUAGCAUAUCAACCAAUCACAUAUAUCAACAAAAAUGAACAUCAGGAAAACGUGCCAAAUAUGACACACAAAAGUAGAUUAACAGUUUAGUAUAAUUAAUCACCGAGUGAUAUAUAAAUUUAAUAAGGAAUUAUGUGGUCAUUGUUUCGUUGAAGAUAUUAUGUAAGAUACAUAUCGUCAAAUAUUCUUUUUAUACCUCAUUUUAGCUGCAAAUACCAAAUGUGAUUGAAAAGUGGUGAUUUGAAAAGUGAUGAUUCGAUAUGGUUAAUGAGCUUAUCAUCUACAUGUGCAUAUAUAUACAAAGAGGAAAUGAUUUUGGUAUAACAUGGGCAUUUAUUUGUAAAAUUUGUUCAACUAGUCAACAAUGAAACGUUAUAAUUACAGUUUUUGACGGCCUAGCUGUUUCUGUUCAAAAGGAAUGUUUUUUUUUUUUAAUUUUUGCUCUUGAUGUGAUUUAAUGACUUCGCCAUAUACAGUUGUAGUUAGUGUAUGAUGAUAUCAAGAUAUUUCAAAAUAGCAUAUUCUUAUUCCUGCUCUUAUUAAACUAAUACGACACUUAAUUAUUUACUGUAUUAAUUAGCACACAUUAAGCAACAGACUGGCUGUACAAACAAGAAAAACACUGCGAAAUUGGCAGUAAUAUAGAAUAUUUGAAACAAAUACAAAACUGUACCAUAAGUUAUUAACUGAAUAAAUCUGUUAGAAAAAUAUCUUGCAACAUAUCGAAGAUCAUUAACUCUAGUUUGAAAGAUUUUUUUUCAAAAUUAGACUGAAAGUGUCAAAUGCACCUUCCUCAUCUGAUUGAAAGAAUGAUUGGUCGUCGUUCAUUGUUUCAAAUUAAAAUUUUUAUGUAUGUGAGAAGUAGUCAUUUUUUAUUGUAUUUUGGCGACUUUUGUUUUGUUUUUUAAAGUAAUCUGUCGAUGUGUGAUGACAAUGAUUUUACUGGGUUCACUACUAUUAUUUUACCGUUGUUUACAUAUUUACCUGUUGUUUAGUGCAAUCAUUUUCAUAUUUAAUUCUGGUUUUAACCAUUUAUUAUUAUCGAGAUAUUAUCUAAUUUGUUCAUGUGUCAAAUCGAGUGAGUUUUAUCUGUUAUAUCACUAGUAUUGCGUAUAUUGGUGUUCGUCUAUAUACUUAUAUAGAAUCUAUAUGCUGCCCGAUGCUUUAAGAUGUACUGUUGUUACGUGAAUUGAUACAAAUCUGAAAUAUUUCAGCUUGUAACUUCCUGUUUAUAAUGUUUUGAUUGAUAUAUUCUUCCGGGUACUGUCAAAGAUGCUAUAGCGCCGACAGUGUAAACACAGAUUGUGUAAAUAAAAAUCAAACCAAAAAAGUAUCGCUCGUUAGACCGAAAGUUACGUAACAAAUCUUCGUGACGCAACUUUUUAUGAAUUCGCUUUGAAUUAAAAAAAAAACUCAACCUUUUGGAAGGUAGUAAAAGCUAAAGUAUGUAACGUUUGGUAUUGUAUAAAAUAUUCAGCACCAUUUUGUUGUUUUCAGUUAAUCAUGAUGUCUGUUAAGGCGGCGAUAUAGCAUCUAAUUAACAAAUAAUAAUUAAAAAAAUAAAUAAAUGAAAAUAUUAAAACGGAUAAAUGUGUGAAACUGAGGAUAAGUUUAAAAUAUAACAUUUUUGGAUCUCGGAAGGGGAACAUGUAUGGUUUUACCUGUUUAAAUCGCACUUGACCCACUGACCCAGCCUUUCACCGUCCCUGACGCUCAAGCAGUUUUGAAAAAAAAAGUUGCUAGCACUAUGAUGACAUAAACGGUUCAAGUAAGCUAGUUUUUGUGAGGAGAUGGAUUGCAACAGAAAAUGAUAGAGCGUGCUAUUAAGGGAUGGGGCGCCUACUUUUAGUUUAAGGUCCUGUCGCGCUUACAAGAAUUUAUACCAGUGGUUCCUGGUGACGACCCCGCGGGCAGGUACACAUAUUAUAUACUUGUCAGCCCCAGGAUUACAAGCUAUACACAUGUAACUCUGGCUCUGAUAUAGGAUAUACCGGGUAUGGUGUGAACGCCCCAAGGGAAUAAACAAGUCGCGGUAAGCUGUCGGUCGCCGAAACAGCAGUUAUACUGUCUCCAUAGUUAAUGAUUUUGUUUCCACGAUAAACAAGAAUGAUUAAAGUAAAUAACUUUCAAGUUCUUUCUAUUACUGAUAAGGAUGUUUAUAUGACAUGAUUCGAAAUCUACCACAUCAAAAGUGCCAGCUCAGGUAAUUUUCUUUGGAAGUAAGGGGUUUGAUUUUCUGCCUCGAAAACUUGAAAUUGUGUUAGAAUUGAAAUGCAAGUCCAUUGGUUUUGAUUAUAAAUAUUGAUACGAGACAUCUUAUUUCAUGUUCUCUUCCCAACUGUGAACAGUACAUUUUAAGUAGAUACUGUUUAUAAGGUUAACGUUAUCAUCAUCAAAAUGACUCCCAAUUGUCUAUCUUAUAAAAACUAUACAUAUCUAUGUUCGCUUAGUGAAGUGUUAACAUCAUGUAUAAAUUAAAUGAUCUUUUUUCUUCAAUUUGAUGUUAUAGCAACCAUUUUAGGAACUUCAUGUUGACGGAUAGUUUAUUUUAAGUUUUAAGUAGAUAGAUAAUUUAUUUAAUCAAUGGUAACAUAGAACAAGCAUUAUAUUUUUAGGACAAGAAUAUGGGUAGAUAUUUGUAGAGGGAAUUGGUACAUAACCUACAUGUCAAUACGUUACAUCUUCAUAACUUAUAAACAUAAACUAUUUAAUUUAUCAUAUACAUAUUUUAUAAAUACUGAUAAAAUAUUGAUAAUAUACAUAACUUCUCACAAUGCCUUCAUUGUUCCUUUUUGCAUUGUCUCCUGAAAGCACGGUCACGAUGCCUUUCAGAACUGCUGGAGAUGAUUUGUUCAACGCUUUGCCUUCCUUUAUUUUAGCAUCUGAAACAAAUUCAUAUGAAAUAUGUUAUGACGAAUUACAAAGGAAGAUUUUCUAUAAAAAAUUAGUUUUCGAGAAAAUCAACAAUAUAUAAAAGUGAACGGGAGGUAUAUAUACAGUAUAUAGUUUUGAAGGCUGCAUAUUUAACAACAAGAUUAGAGUGUUUACAUUUCUAAUGCUAACAUCUUGUAAUGUUUACAUACUGUACCACGUUGUACACAUGUAAAGCUUCGUGACUGUUCUACAGAUGCUCCAUUUCGUAAAUAAGGGAAUUUAUCUCCCUUAUCUUCCAUAUUUUACUAUUUAUAGUUAACAGCUCUACUGAUUUUUCCCCGAAUCGUCAUACUUCAGAUAGGUACCAUACUGAUAUAGGUGAUUUUUAGUUUUUAUUUAUAUUCAUCGCUUACACAGGUAUUCGAUGUAAGAGUUUUCUGAAAUGAAAAUUAACUUUCCUUUAAAAUGAAAUGAGUCAGUAAAUAAUGAAAUCGUUAAAAAUGUUCCCUUCGAAAACCGUGCCUCCCUGACUGAUUCAUUCAAGUCGACAAUGAAAUGUAAAUGUACCUAUUUUUUUACGCCCAAUCAAAAUCGGACAGAUAAGCGGAUUAAUAGCUAACACAACAACAGUUCUUGCAAUUAGAGCAAUUGUCAUUUAGCGGAUGCUCCAAGGCAAACAUCUCUAAAAUAAUAAUACUGCUCAAAUAGGUACAUUUACAAUGUUUUCACACGAGAACAAUUUUAGCUGUUGCAUUACUUAUUUCACAUAUUAAUAAAUUUUGAGAUCAAAAUGUUUUGAAAGGCAAUAUCUUUAUUAAUUUUGAAUGCUUUAUAUUUACGGUAAGACUGCUUAGCUAGGUUAAUGAUCGAUGAGAACCUUACCCUAUAUUAACAACACCUACAUUGUAAGUCCCAGUGAUAUUGGCCGUGUCCAGUGUUGCACGUUUAUCAUAAUAAUACAUGUGUAUGCUAUAUAUAUAUAUGUUAUACAUACCGUUGUCAUUUGUCUCCCAUAUGAUGUUACAGCAAUGCAAUAAAUCUACAUUGAUAGAUCUGA